Hibiscus syriacus is the source of this 633-nucleotide messenger RNA. RefSeq lists its product as uncharacterized. Bases 1 to 633 code for a protein of 210 amino acids. The transcript has 3 exons. The record is from RefSeq and is a predicted model, not a curated record. NCBI's taxonomy places the organism in Eukaryota, Viridiplantae, Streptophyta, Magnoliopsida, Malvales, Malvaceae.
AUGAGGAUCAGAAACAGUCAGAAUCACCCUCAACGCUCCCUUUCACCUCCACAACCGCCAUCCUCUCCUCCGCCUUCCAACCCACCGUCUGAUCAACAGCAGCCGCAGCAUGUCAUGGUCAGUAGAAUCAACGCUCGACUUUCCUCCAUUGACAAUGGCUCUGAUUCCAAAGAUACCAUUGAUAGUUGCUCCAUGUCAACUAAUGAGAGUCUUGGGCAUACCAUUUUUGUGCAGAGAUCAACUUCAAGCAACUCCGUUUCGUCUUUCCUAUCCUUCAAUGGGCAGUGGUGCGAGGAAGAAAAUACAAAAUCAUUGAAGAAAAGGAGAGUAGUGACGGAUGCAUUAAUGGAGGAGAGGAAUCAAAGCCAGAGGUGCAAUAGGGAGAACGGGAAAGGAUGGAGGUGUAACAAAAUGAGGGUGAAAGGUCGUAGCUUGUUCAAUCACCAUUUGGAGAUGCAAAGGAUGAGAAAUACCCGCUGCCCCAUCACCGGAAAUGAAGAAGAAGAAGAGGAAGGAGGGACGACGCCAUUUGCUGUUAGUGGAAACCAGAUGAGGGAAAACAAGAGGGUUAAGGUGGUGAAGAAGGCUCGUUGCAUUAGUAGCUUGCUUAGAGACACUGUUCCAUUGUCUUAG